Hyphopichia burtonii NRRL Y-1933 is the source of this 676-nucleotide messenger RNA. It is a transcript of the gene FUR1, whose product is annotated as uracil phosphoribosyltransferase. NCBI's taxonomy places the organism in Eukaryota, Fungi, Ascomycota, Pichiomycetes, Serinales, Debaryomycetaceae. The coding region runs from base 1 to 657 and encodes 218 amino acids. The transcript has a single exon. The record is from RefSeq and is a predicted model, not a curated record.
AUGUCAGUAAGUCAAGAGACCCUGCCAAACGUGAUUUUACUUCCUCAGACCAAACAAUUGAUUGGUUUAUACUCGAUCAUCCGUGAUCAAAGAACCAAGCGUGGGGAUUUUGUCUUUUACUCAGAUAGAAUCAUCAGAUUAUUGGUGGAAGAAGGAUUAAACCAAUUACCAGUGGAAGAAGCCACGAUUAAAUGUCAUGGAGGGUACGAGUACCAAGGGUCCAAGUUCUUGGGUAAGAUCUGCGGGGUGUCGAUUGUUCGUGCUGGUGAAUCAAUGGAGAUGGGAUUAAGAGAUUGUUGUAGAUCAGUUAGAAUUGGUAAGAUUUUAAUUCAACGUGACGAAGAAACUGCAUUACCCAAAUUAUUUUAUGAAAAAUUGCCAGAGGAUAUUAGUGAUCGUUAUGUUUUCUUAUUAGAUCCAAUGUUAGCCACUGGUGGUAGUGCCAUGAUGGCAGUUGAAGUAUUAUUGAGUAGAGGAGUUAAGAUGAAUCGUAUUUUAUUUCUAAAUUUGUUAGCUGCUCCUGAAGGUAUCAAGGCAUUCCAAGAUAAAUACCCUGAAGUUAAGAUCAUCACCGGUGGUAUUGAUGAAAAAUUGGACGAAAAUAAGUAUAUCGUACCAGGGUUAGGUGAUUUUGGUGAUAGAUAUUAUUGUAUUUAAGAUUACGUUAUUUUAUAUU